ACUCUCUUUUGCCCUGUGUAGGUUUUUGAAAAACCUAAUUUUCAAAAUGAAUAAAGAUGCCCAGAUGAGAGCAACCAUUAACCAAAAGCUAAUAGAAACUGGAGAGCGAGAAAGGCUUAAAGAGUUGCUGAGAGCCAAAUUGAUUGAAUGUGGCUGGAAGGAUCAGUUGAAGGCACACUGCAAAGAUGUCAUUAAAGAAAAAGGAUUAGAGCAUGUUACUGUUGAUGACUUGGUGUCAGAAAUCACUCCCAAAGGCAGAGCCUUGGUACCAGACAGUGUAAAGAAAGAACUCUUGCAAAGAAUAAGAACCUUCCUUGCCCAGCAUGCCAGUCUUUAACUUGGACAUUUGUCUGAGAUACAGUGUUUCUGUUUCGGUAUUAUGUCAAUCAUGUCAGGAUUGGAAUGGAGUUUACAUGCUUAAGGAUGGAAAACCUUCUUUUUUAUUUUCUUUUUUUUUGGUAUGAUGAGUUGAAGCUUCUUUGCACUGCAUUGAUUUCUUAAACAUGGUGUUAUUUUA
This is a messenger RNA of Indicator indicator, 517 nucleotides long. RefSeq names its product ENY2 transcription and export complex 2 subunit (gene ENY2). Gene Ontology annotation, cellular component: DUBm complex; SAGA complex; nuclear pore. NCBI's taxonomy places the organism in Eukaryota, Metazoa, Chordata, Aves, Piciformes, Indicatoridae. Gene Ontology annotation, biological process: positive regulation of DNA-templated transcription; regulation of transcription by RNA polymerase II; poly(A)+ mRNA export from nucleus. The record is from RefSeq and is a predicted model, not a curated record. The coding region runs from base 47 to 337 and encodes 96 amino acids. The transcript has 4 exons. Gene Ontology annotation, molecular function: chromatin binding; transcription coactivator activity.